AUGCCGAAGCCUGCGCGCGCUGAGAUCAGCGCGCCCAGGCUUCGCGGACCUCUCCGCGAGCAGCGGCAGCGCGGCCGCUGCUGGCGGAGCGUGGCCGGCAUGCCGAAGCCUGGGCGCGCUGAGAUCAGCGCGCCCAGGCUUCGCGGACCUCUCCGCGAGCAGCGGCAGCGCUGCCGCUGCUCGCGGAGAGUUGCCGGCAUGCCGAGCCUGGGCGCGCUGAGAUCAGCGCGCCCAGGCUCGCGGACCUCUCCGCGAGCAGCGGCAGCGCUGCCGCUGCUCGCGGAGAGCUGCCGGCAUGCCGAGCCUGGGCGCGCUGAGAUCAGCGCGCCCAGGCUUCGCGGACCUCUCCGCGAGCAGCGGCAGCGCUGCCGCUGCUCGCGGAGAGCUGCCGGCAUGCCGAAGCCUGGGCGCGCUGAGAUCAGCGCGCCCAGGCUUCGCGGACCUCUCCGCGAGCAGCGGCAGCGCUGCCGCUGCUCGCGGAGAGUUGCCGGCAUGCCGAAGCCUGCGCGCGCUGAGAUCAGCGCGCCCAGGCUUCGCGGACCUCUCCGCGAGCAGCGGCAGCGCGCGCCGCUGCUCGCGGAGAGCUGCCGGCAUGCCGAAGCCUGCGCGCGCUGA
Messenger RNA from Podarcis lilfordi (Lilford's wall lizard), 615 nucleotides. The record is from the annotation of a GenBank genome assembly. Lineage: Eukaryota; Metazoa; Chordata; Lepidosauria; Squamata; Lacertidae.